Cotesia congregata is the source of this 429-nucleotide messenger RNA. The record is from the annotation of a GenBank genome assembly. Lineage: Eukaryota; Metazoa; Arthropoda; Insecta; Hymenoptera; Braconidae.
AAUUUAUACGAUGUAGUCGUAGAAGAUGUGGUCGUCGUUACUUACAGCGAAGAGUAUAUGUCAGAACCAGAUUUUUAUUUAGACGAUUCGAACGGAUUAUUUGCGAAUUGGUCAAUAGUGAAAAAGUUUCCAGAAGGUACUCAGGUAAGAUUUUCAAUAAAGGCAGCGUCAAUGGGUGAAUAUGUAAUAGACUUCGGAAUCGAUAAAAUUGCUGAUCUCUGUUAUUCUUUUGAAGAACCUAUACUUUUAGGUGUUUACGGAUGCGAAGAUUAUCACACGCCUGUAGACCAACUACCACAUAUUUUUGUGCCAAACAAUUAUAAUGAUAUUGUUGAAAUAUUUUAUGAAGAACAAAAAUUAUUAAUUAUUCAUUAUAAAAUGGUUUUAAACUGGUUACCCGAGAAAAAAUGUGUUGAAUUAAUUGUUUAA